This is a messenger RNA of Patiria miniata (bat star), 4119 nucleotides long. RefSeq names its product focal adhesion kinase 1-like (gene ptk2). Gene Ontology annotation, molecular function: ATP binding; protein tyrosine kinase activity. Gene Ontology annotation, biological process: protein phosphorylation; signal complex assembly. NCBI's taxonomy places the organism in Eukaryota, Metazoa, Echinodermata, Asteroidea, Valvatida, Asterinidae. Gene Ontology annotation, cellular component: cytoskeleton; focal adhesion. The transcript is spliced from 30 exons. The record is from RefSeq and is a predicted model, not a curated record. The coding region runs from base 256 to 3204 and encodes 982 amino acids.
CGUGUGCGUAAUGCAAUAUGCCGGAAUGGGAACCAUGGCUGUCAAUUGCUGUGGGAAUGUUCAUGCGGUGAGCUGCGAGUGCUGAGAGCUGUGCGAAAUUUCGCUGUUUUUGACUCAAUUCCAUGUUUUAAAUGAUUGGUGAAUCAUGAUUGUGGAUUGAUAAAGUUGGAUCCCUCUUGCCUCAACCACCUGUUCAUCGUCUGACGCAACCACGCUUUCGCACCUACCGAUAGAUGACUAGAGGGCGCUCUUACAAUGGCGUCCUUAAACAGGGGAGCCGAGAAGCUGACGCUGAAGAUCUUUCAGCCCAACGGCAGCUUCAACUCCGUCAAAUGCAUGGAGACAACUGACAUCAAGAGUGUCAUCCACGCCGUCGUGGCCAAGCUAGCGAGAGGAGACCGAGCCUUUCAGAGUAGCUUUGCCAUCCGUCUCCAACACACCCACUCAGAAGAAAGCCACUGGCUUCAUCGGGACCUGACUAUUGGUCAGAUCAAGCACAAGUAUGAGAGGAUACACCCAGCGUUGGAAUGGAGGCACGAGCUGCGGAUCCGAUACUUACCCAAGGACUACCAUGAACUCCUGGAAAAAGAUAAGGUCACCUUCUUCUACUUCUAUGAUCAGGUCCGGAAUGAUUACAUGAAUGAGGUUGCAGAGACCGUAGACAUGGACAUGGCUCUACAGCUAGGAUGUCUAGAAAUGAGACGGUUCUUCAAGGACAUGCCUCAGAUUGCGCUGGACAAGAAAGCCAACUUCGACUACCUCGAGAAAGAAAUAGGUCUGAGGAGAUUCAUUCCAAAAUCAGUCAUCGAUAAUACAAAGCCCAAAAACCUACGCAAGUUGAUCCUGCAGUACUUCAAGCAGUUUGCUAAUCUGAACGAGGAGCAGUGUGUCUUCAAGUUCUUUGAAGUCCUGUCCAAAAUCCACCGCUUUGACCACGAGAAGUUCAAGUGUGCCCUGGGGACUGGAUGGAGUAUUUCGGUUGAGUUGGUCAUUGGUCCCGACGAUGGCAUCAGCUGCCUAACAGACAAAGCAUCCGUGCCCACCAAGAUGGCCGAUUUCACCCAGGUCCAGUCGGUGCAGACCUUGGGCGGCGACAUGGAAAACAACAAGAAGGGACUAUUACAACUCAGAAUAUCUGGUGCUAACGAGCCCUUCCCUAUCCCACAAAUCCCUGGUUCUAACGAGGUUGACGCAUGUUCUGUGUACAUUACGACGCCGUCAGUGAUGAUAGCUGAAGACAUGGCUGACUUGAUUGACGGUUACUGCCGGCUGGCUCUCAAGACAGAGAUGUCCGUCAUUGUACGACCUCAGCAAGCUUUUACUGUAGUCCCAAGGGACAAGACUUCAUAUCUCCAAUACACCGCUUCUAUUAACGCCUCCAGGAGAGGAGGGGAUGUGUCUGUAUCACAGGCCACACAGCAAGGCGACAGGGCACUUCCUUCAUUACCGCCAGAAAAUGACCAAGAAACUGUGGAGAACUACACUGAAGUCAAAGUCAGUACAAGCAGGAGGAAACACAUAACGCAGUCAGCCCUAUCGGAUGACUAUGCAGAGAUAAUAGAAGACGAUGACUAUGCCUUACCUGCCGCCAAAGACUAUGAGAUUCCUCGGGACCAGGUCUCUUUAAUCGCUACCAUAGGCGAGGGACAGUUUGGCGAUGUGCAUAAAGGUGCCUUUAAAGAUGAGGAUGGUAACCCAAUUGAAGUUGCCAUCAAAACAUGUAAAGUGGAGAGUACAGAAACGCUUGGAGAAAAGUUCCUUGAGGAAGCAUAUAUCAUGAAGCAGUUUGAUCAUCCUCACAUUAUCAAGCUGAUUGGUGUGUGUACAGAGCCUCCUAUCUGGAUUGUGAUGGAGCUGGCACCAUUCGGAGAGAUGCGAACAUUUCUCCAGGAACAUCUCUCUGAACUGUGUCUGUCCAACCUCAUCUUAUACUGUUAUCAACUCAGUACUGCACUCUCGUAUCUGGAGAGCAAGAAAUUUGUACACAGGGAUAUAGCUGCCAGGAAUGUAUUAGUUGUUGCCAAAGAUAAUGUCAAGUUGGGAGAUUUUGGUCUGUCCAGAUUACUGCAUGACCAUUCAUACUACAAAGCUUCCAAAGGCAAGCUACCCAUCAAGUGGAUGGCGCCGGAAUCCAUCAACUUCAAGAGAUUCACAUCGGCCAGCGAUGUCUGGAUGUUUGGGGUAUGUAUGUGGGAGAUUCUCAUGUACGGUGUCAAGCCAUUCCAAGGGGUGAAGAACAACGACGUCAUUGGCCGGAUUGAGAACGGCGAACGAUUGCCUAUGCCUGCGGGCUGUCCACCUACCCUGUACAGUGUCAUGACGUUGUGCUGGUCUUAUGAGCCGUCUAAGAGACCGACAUUUCAAGACCUCAAGUUGAGACUACAUGAAAUUCAAGACGAGGAGGUCGAGCAGCAGGAAUCGUUGAUGAAGCAAGAGAGACGACGAGUUGCAUCCACCUGGGGCUUCCCUGUCAGUGAACACACUGAGGAACCACCGCCAAAGCCUUCGAGACCGGGCUUCCCAACCUACCCAGGGACCAGCAGUCACCCACCAACCUCCAUAUAUGAGGCUACUGCCAAUCACUACGCAGCCACCAGUACAAUCAAAGGUCCGUACAUGGGCCAUAAACCACCAGAGGAGAUGGCUGCUAUGAUGGCUAGCAGAGCUACGCCAGAUGAGGAACGACAAGAGAUGGAGAGGGAGCAUCAGGAACGUCAGGAAGAGAUGGCGCUGAGCGAGAUGCAGAGAAUAGAAGACAAGAUGAGACAGCAACGGCUAGACAGUGAGGCUGACUCCAAAUGGCUGGCAACCAGCGCACAAGUACUGAGACCGGACGUAAAAGAAAACGACUUUAUUGACCAAGACAGCAGACAAGAGAAUAAUUCCUCCGCUCAUCAGCCUUUGUAUCAGCCCUUCAACCGACCCAGUUCCUACCACCAACCAGCCGACUAUCGCAACCCUGCAGUGGAACCAGCCAAGCCUGCUGAGCCUCCUAGGGCUGAGGAACCACAAACCCCACUGCCAACUGUCCAGGUUGGCCCAACUAUGGAUCUGGACCGAACCAAUGAUGAGGUUUUUGAGAAUACCACCCAGGUAGUACGUGCCGUCAUGGAGAUGGUUAACAUGGUCCAUGCUGUCCGCUCAGACCAGUAUGUCAACCUAGUCAAGGUAGGUGUGUUUGCUUGUUUGUCCAGUCACUAUUAGUACCCAGGUAGUACGUGCCGUCAUGGAGAUGGUUAACAUGGUCCGUGCUGUCCGCUCAGACCAGUAUGUCAACCUAGUCAAGGUAGGUGUGUUUGCUUGUUUGUCCAGUCACUAUUAGUACCCAGGUAGUACGUGCCGUCAUGGAGAUGGUUAACAUGGUCCAUGCUGUCCGCUCAGACCAGUAUGUCAACCUAGUCAAGGUAGGUGUGUUUGCUUGUUUGUCCAGUCACUAUUAGUACCCAGGUAGUACGUGCCGUCAUGGAGAUGGUUAACAUGGUCCGUGCUGUCCGCUCAGACCAGUAUGUCAACCUAGUCAAGGUAGGUGUGUUUGCUUGUUUGUCCAGUCACUAUUAGUACCCAGGUAGUACGUGCCGUCAUGGAGAUGGUUAACAUGGUCCAUGCUGUCCGCUCAGACCAGUAUGUCAACCUAGUCAAGGUCAGUGUGUUUGCUUGUUUGUCCAGUCACUAUUAGUACCCAGGUAGUACGUGCCGUCAUGGAGAUGGUUAACAUGGUCCGUGCUGUCCGCUCAGACCAGUAUGUCAACCUAGUCAAGGUCAGUGUGUUUGCUUGUUUGUCCAGUCACUAUUAGUACCCAGGUAGUACGUGCCGUCAUGGAGAUGGUUAACAUGGUCCGUGCUGUCCGCUCAGACCAGUAUGUCAACCUAGUCAAGGUCAGUGUGUUUGCUUGUUUGUCCAGUCACUAUUAGUACCCAGGUAGUACGUGCCGUCAUGGAGAUGGUUAACAUGGUCCGUGCUGUCCGCUCAGACCAGUAUGUCAACCUAGUCAAGGUCAGUGUGUUUGCUUGUUUGUCCAGUCACUAUUAGUACCCAGGUAGUGCGUGCCGUCAUGGAGAUGGUUAACAUGGUCCGUGCUGUCCGCUCAGACCAGUAUGUCAACCUAGUCAAGGUAGGUG